Malus domestica (apple) is the source of this 3888-nucleotide messenger RNA. Its product is annotated as disease resistance protein RPV1-like. NCBI's taxonomy places the organism in Eukaryota, Viridiplantae, Streptophyta, Magnoliopsida, Rosales, Rosaceae. The record is from RefSeq and is a predicted model, not a curated record. Gene Ontology annotation, biological process: defense response; signal transduction. Gene Ontology annotation, molecular function: ATP hydrolysis activity; ADP binding.
GUGUUUGUAGAUAGAUCAUAGAUCUGAUAAUAUUCUUCGUCUGUGCAAACACAAAAACCUCUGCCAAGAAAAAUAAUCAGAUCGGACCAAAACAAGUGCAGCAACAAAUGUUCCGAUGGAUGCCUCGACGUCCUCGUCUUCCACCUUAAAACGUUGGAAUUACGACGUGUACUUGAGCUUUCGAGGUGAAUACACACGCCCGAACUUCACGGGUUUCACGAACCACCUCUGCUACGCGUUGAAGCACGCCAAAGUCAACUUCUUUGUCGACGAAGGCAGUCGAAGUGGAUUGGAGUAUCUGAGAAACGAUCUGAAUCAGGCAAUCCAAGGGUCUAAAGUCGCUGUCAUCGUCUUCUCGGAGGACUAUGCGGAAUCAAUAUUUUGUCUUGAUGAUCUGGCGAAGAUCAUGGAGUGCAGAAGAACACUGGGUCAAAUGGUUAUUCCAAUAUUCUGUGAUGUCCAACCUUCAGAAGUCCGGACACAGACCGGUACUUUUGCAACAGCAUUUCUGGACCACGAAUGGCAGUUCUAUGACGCCAAAGAAAGGUUACAUCUAUGGAGAGACGCUCUUACUGAAGCUGCAAAUUUGUCUGGUUUUUAUGUUAGAAACACCAUUUGGGACGAAGGACAAAAGUAUAUCGGGGAAAUUGUCACAGAGAUCAUCAGAGUCUUGCACCGCAUACCAUGCUUAGCCACCAAUCCAGUUGGAAUAGAUUCUCGGGUGCAAGAAAUCAGUAAUUAUUUAGAUGUUGGAGGAUCAAAUGAUGUUCGCAUAAUUGGAAUUUGGGGUAUGGGUGGAGUGGGUAAAACGACGGUUGCCAUAGCCAUUUUCAACAAAUAUCAGAAUUUGUUUGAUGGUAAAAGUUUUCUUGCUAGUGUGAGAGAAGAGAAACUGGUGAAGUCGCAAUACACACUUCUUUCUGAUGUAUUGAGAUCGGGAAACAUAAAGGUUAGUAGAAUUGAUGAAGGGACCGAGGAUAUAAAAAGAAGACUUGGCAACCAAAUGGUACUUGUCAUAGUUGAUGAGGUAGAUAGCGUGAAACAGUUAGAAGCAUUAGCUAUAAAACGUGACUCAUUUGGCCCAGGUAGUAGAAUUAUUAUAACCACAAGAGACCAACAUUUGCUAAAGAUACUAAAAGCGAAUAGGAUAUGUCAUCUACCAGCAAUGAAUAAAGAAGAAGCUCUUGAGCUCCUUAGUUGGCAUGCCUUCAGUAAGAAUUAUCCUAAUAAAGAAUAUCUUCAUGUCUCAAGAGAAGUUGUUGAUUACUGUGGAGGUUUGCCACUAGCACUUGAAGUUUUAGGUUCUUAUCUAUCUGGGAAAAGCUCAAGUGAAUGGAAAAGUGAGUUCGAGAAAUUGAAAUGUCAUCCUCGUGGGGAGAUUCUCAAUAGACUUAAAAUAAGCUUUGACGAGCUAGCUGAUGAUGACCUGAAGGCUAUAUUCCUUGAUAUAUCAUGUUUCUUUACUGGAAUGAGCAAGGACCAUGUCAUGAAAAUAUUGGAUGGCUGUGACUUAUAUCCAGAAAUCGGAAUCAGUGUCCUCCAAGAACGAUGCCUUGUGACUACUAAUGAUGAUUUCACACUGGUGAUGCAUGAUUUGCUUCGCGACAUGGGAAGAGAAAUUGUGCGUUUAGAAUCCCGUGACCCUGGAAAACGCAGUAGGUUAUGGCAUCACGACGAUGUGCUAGAUGUAUUGAUGAACAAAUCUGGAACUGAAGCAAUUCAAGGACUCACUUUAGAUUUGCAAGAGUCUGACGAUACUAGUUUCAGCACAGAAGCAUUUAGAAACAUGCAUAGUCUGAGAUUGCUCAAACUCAAUUACGUCAAGCUCACUGGCAGUUACAACAAUCUGUUCAAUGAUUUAAGAUGGUUGUGUUGGCAUGGAUUCCCCCUGGAGGUCAUACCAGAAGAUUUUGAUCACCCAAACAUAGUUGUUAUUGACCUGAGCUAUAGCAAACUCACACGAGUUUGGGAGGAUUCUGAUCUGUUGCUUGAGAAGUUGAAGUUUCUUAAUCUAAGUCAUUCCCGUUACCUAAGACGAUCACCUGACUUUUCAAAACUCCCAAAUCUCGAGCAGUUGGUACUUCAGGACUGUAAGUCUUUGCUCAACAUUGACCGGUCCAUUGGUCAACUUGAGAGACUUGUUUCAGUAGAUCUUAAAGACUGCUUGCUUAGGGAUCUCCCAGAGAGUUUUUACAAAUUGACAUCUAUUGAAACUCUUGAUCUCACUGGCUGCUCAAAUUUUGAAAACUUGGAGGACUUGGCUGGGAACGUGUUACUUGAGAAGUUAAAGUUUCUUUAUCUUGGUUAUUGCAAUCGCCUGAUCAGAUUACCAGACUUUUCAAAAAUCCCAAAUCUUGAGAGAUUGAUACUUGAAGACUGUAACAGUUUGUCCGAGAUUCACUCUGUAGUACGAUUGAAAAAGCUUAAGUACUUGUCUCUUGCAAACUGCAAUCUAGCAGAUCAUGCAAUUCCUAUAGAUCUUGGGGCUCUAUUUUCGUUAGAAGUUUUAGACGCAAGAGGCAAUGGAUUUAAAUGCCUACCUAUCCUCAGUAGACUUAACAAGCUUCAAACGUUACACUUGAAUAAUUGCACAAACCUUCAGAAAAUUCCAUAUUUACCAACAAAUUUGGAAAUCCUGGAAGCGGAUGAGUGCAUUGCAUUGGAGAAAAUGCCAAAUUUUUCGGAAAUGUCAAGGAUGAGAGUAUUGCAUCUGAAUCACUCCCCCAAAAUCACUGAGAUUGGGGGCUUGCACAAGUCAUUAAAGUCCAUGACAAGGAUUCAUAUGGAAGGGUGCACAAAUCUCACUGCUGAGUUUAGGAAGAAGAUACUACAGGGAUGGACUUCUUGCGGAUAUGGUGGCAUUUUCCUCAAUGGAAAUUAUAUUCCUGAUUGGUUCAAGUAUGUUGGGGAUGAUGAAGUCUCGAUUGUAGUGCCUCAAGGGUUUGGUAGUAAUUUUAAUGGGUUGACUCUGUGCUGUGUAUACUCUUCAAACAAACAACCUGAGGAUUGUCCGCUUGUCAUUUCCGUUCAAAAUACAACCAUGCGUACUGCUUUGCUCGCCCAUAUAACAUAUGCCUCGGUACCAACUUUCUGUGAUUAUGAAGAUCAUUAUCUUUGGCAGGGGCAAUUAUCGAACGAUGUGCUCCGUUGUCGAAAGGGGGAUCAAGUCAACAUUUUUGUAGGGCCUGCUCAGCCUGGAGAUAAUUCUGCAAGAGUGAAGAAAAUAGCGGUUGAUCUUGUCUGGGACAAAUUUAUGAAGGAAAAUAUGGAUGAUUCGCAUCCUGGUUUAUAUGAUUUAAACCCACAUCAGGAUUGUUUGUCGGGAGACAAUGAUGAGGCACGAACAAGCCGUGCCGCAUCUGAUGAGAACCUACCUUCGAAAAUAUUGAGGUCUGAUAGUAUUGGUGGUGGUGAUGACGAGGUAGGAGCAAGCAAUGAUUUAUCUGAUGAGAACCAAACUCCCAAAAGAGGAUUGUUUUAUUUUUUUUCAAAACUGCUUCCGUCGUGUGGUAAAAAAACCAGAUGAUUUAGAAAGCAAAAGUUCCAAGGCACGAAUAGUGGGAUAAAUUUUGGCUCAUGGUAGAGUUAAUACUUGUUACGUUGCCGGAGCAGGAAGGUUAAAGAAAGUGCAUCUCUAUAUUGGUGCAUCGUGUGCAUAAUGGGAGGUGAAAGCAUAGACUUCAGUUUCUCCAUUCACCUGAAACCCAAAAGCUUUGGUACAAACUGUUUUUGGAAGCUAUAAUGUGAUGUGCGAAAAGAGAAGGAAUGUGGAAUAGUUGUCUUAUGACUAUUGUAUGAGUAAUACGAAUGUAACAAGACAAAAAGGAUCAUGAGAUAGAGUUCGCUUUGGGACAUCAUCCUGGGCUUAAUUAUCAUCUUCACUUGUAA